CCUGGAGAGCCAUUUACUGAUUGCGCUUGGUGCUGACCCCUACAUAUUCAGCGCAUCGCCCACCCCGCGCCCGUUCUCUCUUUCUCCCCCAUUCUUCAGUACUCCCAGCACCCUCAUUUUCCAGCACUUCUCAGUGAAUCACUGGAUUUCCAUUCCCCUCAACGCGCCAAAACCACCUGGAUUUGCACGCUUUGACACUCUAUCACAGUAACAAAACAGCGCAUCGCGUCCCACUACUCGUUCAACGCGCCCCAUCAAAUCGUCGGCGCAAAACUUCAGGUGAAAGGCACCAGACGCUCAAAUAACAACAUAACCCCUUAUCCCCAAUAUCAUCACCAGAAUCAUGGCUCGCCCCAAGAAGCAACCUGUUGAGAAGCAACAGCAGCAGCAACAGCCUGCUCCCGUUCCCAUCCCUCCUCAACACAUUCAGCAAUACACUCAGCACCCGCAGCCCAUUGCCGCUGUCCCUCAGCCUGCGAUGCCCAUGGCCAUGGCUCCUCCUGUUGGAGUUCCUCAACCUCAAGCUGUUAUGCCUCAACGCGUCGUUGAGGCAGAUAGCUUUCUGCGCGUGAGAGAUUCGGCUGUUGGGCGAUUGACUACUAUUCUUGAGCUUCUCCGAUCUUUCACUGCCGACUAUGUUCGUCAGACAAAUCUCUUGCUUGGUGAGCCGACUGCCGAAGGCUCGCAGGACAACCUCCUCGCCAACUUUGAGCACGCCGCUCAGCAGCUGAUUAUGCCCGUUCCUGAGCUGGCUCCUCCUGUUGAGGAGAAGAAGGAACGCAAGAAGCGAACCAUUGACCCUAACGCCCCGAAGCGUCCCUUGACUCCUUACUUCCUCUACAUGCAGCAUGCUCGCUCCAUCAUCGCUAAUGACCUUGGUUCUGAGGCUCCUAAGGGUGCCGUUCAAGAGGAGGGCCAACGUCGUUGGGCUCACAUGGGGCCACAAGAGAAGCAGGGUUGGAAUAAUGCUUACCAGUACAAUCUUCGCUUGUACAAUGCCCGUGUUCAUUCCUACAAGCACGGUAACCCUCUGGCCAAGAACAUGACUGAUGAGGAGGCCUUGAAGUACGCCGAGGACUUCAACGUCCCGAUGUCUGAGAUCAAGGAUGCUGCUCAGAUCGAAGCACCUGCCGACGACCAGGAUGCCAUUGCUGAACAGCUCCAGGCUGUGGCUGCGGCUCCCGCUAUUGACGAGCCUGAGCAAGCUGAGACCCCUGCUAAGACUCCCAAGAAGGCCACUGGCGGCCGUAAGCGCAAGACAGCCACACCUGCUGCCGCCGCUGAGGAAGCCAAACCUGCCCCUGCUAGCCCUGACAAGAAGCGACGACGCACAUCUACCAAGGCUGCCGCCGCCGAGCCCCAGGAGGAGCCUAAGAAGUCGGGCCGCAAGAAGACUAAGAGCUCUUGAGUGUCCUUCAUCUUUUUUUCUCUUUCUUGACAAGCACUUAGUACGCUUCGGCUUUCUUUACUCUCCGUUGAGCUCCCAUCGCAAACUUACUGUGGGGAAGCAUGAUACCUAAGGAGAGUGCUAUAUACAUAGGGUUCUCUAUAGGCGUUUUGGGGGUAUCUCUUAUUUGCUUGUACUCGUUUUCAGACGGGAUGUUGGGGUUUAGGGGUGGUUAAAACCAGGGAUUCAUCGAUGAUACGGCUGGACAGUUGGCGGGGUUGCUGAGUUGUAUGAUUAUGUUGUUUGGACGUGCACAGCAAUGCCGUAAUGAUAGCAAUGAUUUAUCAUUAAAUCUGAUUAUUCGUGAAAAAGUGAACAGUAGAAGCCGGCACUGCUAGGUGUCAUAAAGCCCC
Messenger RNA from Fusarium verticillioides 7600, 1800 nucleotides. RefSeq lists its product as hypothetical. The transcript is spliced from 3 exons. Bases 344 to 1408 code for a protein of 354 amino acids. NCBI's taxonomy places the organism in Eukaryota, Fungi, Ascomycota, Sordariomycetes, Hypocreales, Nectriaceae. The record is from RefSeq and is a predicted model, not a curated record.